Messenger RNA from Hypoxylon fragiforme, 712 nucleotides. RefSeq names its product tubulin binding cofactor A. The record is from RefSeq and is a predicted model, not a curated record. Gene Ontology annotation, biological process: tubulin complex assembly; post-chaperonin tubulin folding pathway. The transcript has 2 exons. Gene Ontology annotation, cellular component: microtubule cytoskeleton; cytosol. Gene Ontology annotation, molecular function: beta-tubulin binding. NCBI's taxonomy places the organism in Eukaryota, Fungi, Ascomycota, Sordariomycetes, Xylariales, Hypoxylaceae. The coding region runs from base 105 to 464 and encodes 119 amino acids.
ACUGACCAAAAUCUUCACUCUCACUCCUACAAACUCGUCAAUUCCUAAGAAAAUAACAAGUCACGCAUACACACAACACUAAUAUCCACCACACAACAACGACAAUGCCCGCCCCAUCCCCCCUCAUGAUCACGACGCAAGCCGUCCAACGGCUUGUCAAGGAGGAAAAGUACUACCGCAAGGAACUCGCGCAGCAGUCGGAGCGCGUACAGAAGCUCGAGAAGGACCUCCAGAGCAGCACCGACCAGAACGCCGAGUUUGUCUUGAAGCAAGAGCGCCAAGCCAUGCAAGAAACCCGCGGCGUCUUCGCCCCCCUGCACACCCGCAUCGCCGAAGCCGUCGAGCGCCUCGAGGAACAGAUCGCCACGGCCGAGAGCGAGAGCGGGCCCGCCGACGAGCUCAAGAAGGCUUCGGAAGCGCUUGAGCUGGGCAAGGGGCUCGAGGAGCCGCCCGCGGCAGCGUGACCGAAGAUCAAUACGAUGCAAUUGGAGAGAGUACCAGACCUCAGUGAGGUAUGAUGGACAGGGGCUAGGAGGAGGAUUGCGGAAUGAAGAGUGUACCUAAAGAAGGAACUAAUCACUUACUACCUACGUACAUACCAACACAAUGCAAAUGAUACCACUUUUUUAUUUCGAAAGAGAGGGCUGGAACACCCAUCCACCCAUCCACACACUCACUCACAUUAGGUGAAACCCUACUUGUGUACCUAAUA